AUGGCUAGAGCUUUGUGUCUACAGCAUUCUGUCUGGUUCCUGGGGUGGACACAGCUGCUUUUAGGCCUCUGUGGUAUCCCUCCAACCUGGGCCUUGAACCUGGACCCAGUGCGACACACCAUCUACACAGGCCCCAAUGGCAGCCACUUUGGGUUUUCAUUGGAUUUCUACAAGGACAGUCGUGGAAGCAACGUAGCUAUCGUGGUGGGUGCCCCUCGGACCCUGGGAGACAACGAGGAAGAGACCGGUGGCGUGUUCUUGUGCCCCUGGAGGGCUGAGGGCGGCCAAUGCACCUCGCUGCCCUUCGACCUCCGGGAUGAAACCCGACGCGUGGGCUCUCAAACGUUCUACACCUUCAAGGCCGGGCAAGGACUGGGGGCGUCGGUCGUCAGCUGGAACGACAACAUUGUGGCCUGCGCCCCCUGGCAGCAUUGGAAUGUGCUAGAAAAGACGGAGGAAGCCGAGAAGACUCCCGUAGGUGGCUGCUUUGUGGCUCAGCUCCAGAGCGGCAGUCGAGCCGAGUACUCGCCCUGCCGAGCCAACACCAUGAGCCGGGUUUAUAGCAAGAACUACUUUAGCGGGGACAAGCGCUACUGCGAAGCUGGCUUCAGUGCGGUGGUCACCCAGGCUGGAGAGCUGGUGCUCGGGGCCCCGGGUGGCUAUUAUUUCUUAGGGCUCCUGACCCGGGCUCCAAUCGCCGAUAUCGUCUCAAAUUACCGUCCUGGCACCCUCUUGUGGCACGUGUCCACCCAGCGCUUCACCUUUGACUCCAGCAACCAAGAGUUCUUCGAUGGCUAUCGGGGGUACUCCGUGGCUGUGGGCGAGUUUGAUGGGGAUCCCAAAACUACAGAGUAUGUCUUUGGGGCCCCCACCUGGAGCUGGACCCUAGGAGCGGUGGAGAUUUUGGACUCUUACUAUCAGAAGCUGUAUCGGCUGCAUGGAGAGCAGAUGGCUUCGUAUUUCGGGCACUCGGUGGCUAUCGCUGACGUCAAUGGGGACGGGAGACACGACUUGCUGGUAGGCGCACCUCUGUACAUGGACAGCCGCGCUGACCGCAAACUGGCCGAAGUGGGGCGCGUGUACUUGUUCCUGCAGUCCCGCAGUCCUCACGUACUGGGCACCCCCAGCCUCCUACUGACCGGCACCCAACUCUAUGGGCGAUUUGGCUCUGCCAUCACCCCCCUGGGCGACCUCGACCUGGAUGGCUACAAUGAUGUUGCAGUGGCUGCCCCUUAUGGGGGUCCCAGUGGCCAGGGCCAGGUAUUGGUGUUCCGAGGUCAGAGUGAGGGACUCACCUCACGCCCAUCCCAGGUCCUAGACAGCCCCUUCCCCAAAGGCUCCGGCUUUGGUUUCUCCCUUCGAGGUGCCACAGACAUCGAUGACAACGGAUACCCAGACCUGCUGGUGGGAGCUUAUGGGGCCAGCAAGGUGGCUGUAUACAGAGCUCAACCUGUGAUGAAGGCCAGUGUUCAGCUGCUGGUGCAAGAUUCGCUGAAUCCUGCUAUAAAGAAUUGUAUCCUACCCCAGACUAAUACAGCCGUGAGCUGCUUCGACAUCCAGAUGUGUGUGGGAGCCACCGGGCACAACAUUCCUCAAAAACUGCGUCUGAAUGCUGACUUGCAGCUGGACCGGCAGAAGCCACGCCAGGGCCGCCGGGUGCUACUGCUGGGCUCUCAGCAGGCGAGCGCCACCCUGCAGCUGGACCUGGGCGGGAAACACAGCCCCGUCUGCCACACCAUCAAGGCCUUCCUCCGAGAUGAGGCUGACUUCCGGGACAAGCUAAGCCCCAUUGUGCUCAGUCUCAAUGUAUCCCUGCAGCCUGAGGAGGCUGGACUGGCCCCUGCUCUUGUGCUGCAUGGAGACACCUACAUUCAGGAGCAGACCCGCAUCAUUCUGGAUUGUGGAGAGGAUGACCUGUGUGUGCCCAAGCUCCAGCUCACUGCCAACGUGAGGAGUUCCCCACUCCUGAUUGGCACUGAAAAUGUGCUGGAGCUGGGGGUGGGCGCUGCCAAUGAAGGUGAGGGGGCCUAUGAAGCUGAGCUGGCCGUUCACUUGCCCCCAGGUGCCCACUACAUGCGAGCCCUCAGCAACAUUGAGGGGUUUGAAAGGCUCAUCUGUAACCAGAAGAAGGAGAAUGAGAGCAAGGUGGUACUGUGUGAGCUGGGCAACCCCAUGAAGAAAGAUGCUCAGAUAGGAAUCACCAUGCUGGUGAGUGUGGGGAACCUGGAAGAGGCUGGGGCGUUUGUGUCCAUCCGGCUGCAGAUCAGGAGCAAGAACAGCCAGAAUCCAAACAGCGAGAUGGUGCUCCUGAAUGUGCCCGUCCUAGCAGAGGCCUAUGUGGAACUUCGAGGGAACUCCUUUCCAGCAUCCUUGGUGGUGGCGGCUGAAGAAGGUGACAAGGAGGAGAAAAGCUUUGACAGCUGGGGCCCCAAAGUGGAGCAUACUUAUGAGCUCCACAACAAAGGUCCCGGUGCUGUCCGUGGCCUUUACCUCAGCCUGCGCCUCCCUGGCCAGUCCCAGCCUUCUGACCUGCUCUACAUCCUGGAUGUGCAGCCCCAGGGGGGUCUUCAGUGCUCCACACAGCCCUCCCCCAACCCUCGCAAGUUGGACUGGAGGCUGCCCACCCCCAGCCCGUCCUCUGUUUACCCAGCCCACCACAAGCGGGAGCGCAGACAGGAGCCCUGGUCAGGUGCACAGCAUCCGUCUGGGUUCCAGGACCCAGUUCUAGUGAGCUGCAAUUCGGCACCCUGUACUGUAGUACAGUGCAAGCUGCAGGAGAUGGCGCGCGGGCAGCGUGCCAUGGUCACUGUGCUGGCUCUACUCUGGCUACCCAGUUUACACCAGAGGCCACUGGAUCAGUUUAUCUUGCAGUCCCACGCUUGGUUCAAUGUAUCGGCUCUUCCCUACGCGGUGGCCCCCCUCAGCCUGCCCAGCGGGGAAGCACUUGUGGAGACACAGCUGCUCCGGGUCUUGGAGGAGAGGGACAUUCCUAUCUGGUGGAUUCUAGUAGGCGUGCUAGGUGGUCUGCUGCUGCUCACAGCCCUGGUCCUGGCCAUGUGGAAGGUGGGCUUCUUCAAGCGAAACCGCCCUCCCCUGGAAGAGGACGAUGAUGAUGAUAAGGAAUAA
This is a messenger RNA of Chrysochloris asiatica (Cape golden mole), 3126 nucleotides long. RefSeq names its product integrin, alpha 2b (platelet glycoprotein IIb of IIb/IIIa complex, antigen CD41) (gene ITGA2B). Lineage: Eukaryota; Metazoa; Chordata; Mammalia; Afrosoricida; Chrysochloridae. The coding region runs from base 1 to 3126 and encodes 1041 amino acids. Gene Ontology annotation, molecular function: integrin binding. The transcript has 30 exons. Gene Ontology annotation, cellular component: integrin complex; external side of plasma membrane. Gene Ontology annotation, biological process: cell-cell adhesion; integrin-mediated signaling pathway; angiogenesis. The record is from RefSeq and is a predicted model, not a curated record.